Messenger RNA from Sorex araneus (European shrew), 4899 nucleotides. It is a transcript of the gene ATP8B1, whose product is annotated as ATPase phospholipid transporting 8B1. Gene Ontology annotation, molecular function: magnesium ion binding; ATP binding; ATP hydrolysis activity. Gene Ontology annotation, cellular component: plasma membrane. Gene Ontology annotation, biological process: phospholipid translocation; Golgi organization. The record is from RefSeq and is a predicted model, not a curated record. The transcript has 28 exons. The coding region runs from base 136 to 3894 and encodes 1252 amino acids. Lineage: Eukaryota; Metazoa; Chordata; Mammalia; Eulipotyphla; Soricidae.
GCCAUGAAGCGCUAGCGCGGCGGCGGGGCUGGGGCCGAGCGGCCAGGUGCGCAGCGAGCGCGCGGACGGGCGCGCACCCGCGGAUGCCCCAGCCGGGGCCCAGCGAGCGCCAGAGAGUUCCCGGUCGCCGGCAGCAUGAGCACAGAGAGAGACUCAGAGACCACCUUUGAGGAGGACUCCCAGCCCAACGAUGAGGUGGUGCCCUACAGUGACGACGAGACGGAAGAUGAGCUUGACGAGUCAGGGCCGGCGGUGGAGCCGGAGCAGAAUCGGGUCAACAGAGAGGCGGAGGAAACGCGGCGGGAUACCUUCAAGAGAGAUUGUACCUGGCAAGUUAAAGCCAAUGACCGAAGCUUCCACGAACAACCUCAAUUUAUGAACACCAAGUUCUUCUGUCUGAAGGAGAGCAAAUAUGCGGAUAACGCGAUUAAAACCUACAAGUAUAAUGUCUUUACCUUUCUACCGAUGAAUUUGUUCGAGCAGUUUAAGAGGGCAGCUAAUUUCUAUUUCCUGGUCCUUCUUAUCUUACAGGCCAUCCCUCAAAUCACCACCCUGGCCUGGUACACCACCCUGGUGCCCCUGUUGGUGGUGCUGGGCGUCACGGCCGUCAAAGACCUGAUGGAUGACGUGGCUCGCCAUAAGAUGGAUAAGAAAAUCAACAACAUGACAUGCGAGGUCAUUAAGGAUGGCAGAUUCAAAACUGCCAAGUGGAAAGAGAUUCGAGUGGGAGACGUGAUUCGUCUGAAGAAAAAUGACUCUAUUCCCGCCGACAUCCUGCUGCUGUCCAGUUCCGAGCCCAGCAGCCUCUGCUAUGUAGAAACGGCCGAGCUGGACGGGGAAACCAAUUUAAAGUUCAAGAUGGCCCUGGAAGUCACCCACCAGCAUCUUCAAGAAGAAAAUUCACUGGCGGCUUUUGAUGGUUAUAUUGAAUGUGAAGAGCCCAACAACAGGCUAGAUAAGUUUACAGGAACGCUAUUUUGGAGAAAAUCCAGUUUUCCUUUGGAUGCUGAUAAAAUUUUGUUACGUGGCUGCGUGGUGAGGAAUACUGAUUUCUGCCAUGGAGUGGUCAUUUUUGCAGGUGGUGACACUAAAAUAAUGAAGAACAGUGGGAAAACCAGAUUUAAAAGAACAAAAAUUGAUUACUUGAUGAACUACAUGGUUUAUACGAUCUUUGUUGUUCUCCUCCUGCUCUCUGCUGGUCUGGCCAUUGGCCAUGCUUACUGGGAAGCCCAGGUUGGCAAUUACUCUUGGUACCUCUAUGAUGGAGAAGAUGCCACCCCCUCCUACCGCGGAUUCCUAACCUUCUGGGGCUACAUCAUUGUGAUGAACACCAUGGUGCCCAUUUCCCUCUACGUCAGCGUGGAAGUGAUCCGUCUCGGCCAGAGUUACUUCAUUAACUGGGACUUGCAGAUGUACUACCCGGAGAAGGAUACGGCUGCCAAAGCCAGGACCACCACCCUCAACGAACAGCUGGGGCAGAUCCAUUACAUCUUCUCGGACAAGACGGGCACGCUCACGCAGAACAUCAUGACCUUUAAGAAGUGCUGCAUCAAUGGGCACAUCUAUGGAGACCACCGCGAUGCCUCUCAGCACGCUCAUAGCAAGAUAGAGCAAGUUGACUUUAGCUGGAACACCUAUGCUGACGGGAAGUUUGAGUUUUAUGACCAUUAUCUCGUCGAGCAAAUCCAGACAGGGAAAGAGCCUGAAAUUCGACAGUUCUUCUUCUUGCUGUCCCUCUGCCACACGGUCAUGGUGGAAAAGACGAAUGGUCAGCUCAACUACCAGGCUGCCUCCCCUGACGAAGGGGCGCUGGUCAACGCUGCCAGGAAUUUCGGCUUCACCUUCCUCUCCAGGACCCAGAACACCAUCACCAUCAGUGAGAUGGGCACGGAGAGAACCUACAAUGUGCUGGCCCUUCUAGACUUCAACAGUGACCGGAAGCGCAUGUCCAUCAUUGUAAGAACCCCCGAAGGCAACGUCAGGCUGUACUGCAAAGGUGCCGACACCGUCAUCUAUGAACGGCUGCAUCCAAUGAGCCCGACCAAACAAGAGACACAGGAAGCCCUUGAUGUCUUUGCCAGUGAGACUUUGAGAACGCUGUGCCUUUGCUACAAGGAAAUAGAAGAGAAGGAAUAUGAAGAAUGGAAUAAAAAGUUCAUGGCUGCCAGUGUGGCCACCAUGAACCGCGAUGAGGCUCUGGAUCGAGUGUACGAGGAGAUUGAGAAGGACUUAAUACUCCUGGGGGCAACAGCUAUUGAAGACAAGCUACAGGAUGGAGUCCCAGAAACCAUUUCAAAGCUUGCAAAAGCGGACAUUAAGAUCUGGGUGCUUACUGGAGACAAGAAGGAAACUGCUGAGAAUAUAGGAUUUGCUUGUGAGCUCUUGAACGAAGACACCACCAUCUGCUACGGGGAAGACAUAAAUGCCCUGAUUCACACCAGGAUGGAGAACCAGAGGAACAGAGGUGGCGUCUAUGCAAAGUUUCUCCCUGCGGCACAAGAACCUUUCUUCCCGCCUGGGGGAAACCGAGCCUUGAUCAUCACGGGCUCAUGGCUGAAUGAGAUUCUGCACGAGAAGAAGACGAAGAGGAGUAAGAUCCUGAAGCUGAAGUUCCCGAGGACGGAGGAGGAGCGGCGGCUGCGGACGCAGAGCAAGCGGCGGCUGGAGCUGCGGAAGGAGCAGCGGCAGCGCAACUUCGUGGACCUGGCGUGCGAGUGCAGCGCCGUCAUCUGCUGCCGCGUCACGCCCAAGCAGAAGGCCAUGGUGGUGGACCUGGUGAAGCGCUACAAGAAGGCCAUCACGCUGGCCAUCGGCGACGGCGCCAACGACGUCAACAUGAUCAAAACUGCGCACAUUGGGGUCGGGAUCAGCGGGCAGGAGGGCAUGCAGGCCGUCAUGUCGAGCGACUACUCCUUCGCCCAGUUCCGCUACCUGCAGAGGCUGCUGCUGGUGCACGGGCGCUGGUCCUACAUCCGGAUGUGCAAGUUCCUCCGCUACUUCUUCUAUAAGAACUUUGCCUUCACCCUCGUGCACUUCUGGUACUCCUUCUUCAAUGGCUACUCGGCACAGACGGCGUACGAGGACUGGUUCAUCACUCUCUACAACGUGCUCUACUCCAGCCUGCCCGUGCUCCUCAUGGGGCUGCUCGACCAGGAUGUGAGCGACAAACUGAGCCUCCGCUUCCCUGGGCUGUAUGUAGUGGGCCAGAGAGACUCACUCUUCAACUAUCGGAAGUUCUUCAUGAGCUUGUUGCAUGGAGUUUUGACCUCCAUGGGCCUCUUCUUCAUACCCCUGGGAGCCUAUCUGCAGACGGUGGGGCAGGAUGGGGAGGCCCCGUCCGACUACCAGUCCUUUGCUGUCACCAUCGCCUCUGCUCUCAUAAUCACAGUCAACUUCCAGAUUGGCUUGGAUACUUCCUACUGGACUUUUGUGAAUGCUUUUUCCAUUUUUGGAAGCAUCGCCCUUUAUUUUGGCAUCAUGUUCGACAUUCAUAGUGCCGGAAUCCACGUUCUCUUUCCAUCCGCAUUUCAAUUUACAGGCACGGCUUCCAAUGCCCUGAGACAGCCGUACAUCUGGCUGACCAUCAUCCUGACGGUGGCCGUGUGCUUACUGCCUGUGGUUGCCGUCCGCUUCUUGUCAAUGACCAUCUGGCCGUCAGAAAGUGAUAAGAUCCAGAAGCACCGCAAGCGGUUGAAAGCGGAGGAGCAGUGGAAGCAGCGGCGGCCGGUGUUCCGCAGGGGCGCGUCGUCUCGGCGCUCGGCCUACGCCUUCUCGCACCAGCGCGGCUACGCCGACCUCAUCUCCUCGGGCCGCAGCAUCCGCAAGAAGCGGUCCCCGCUGGAUGCCAUCAUCGUGGACGGCAACGCCGAGUACCGCCGGACCGCGGAGAGCUGAGCCCCGUGCGCGCCCAGGAAAUGUCUAUUUUUUUACAAAAGACUCUCAGGACAUUCUAUUUUUUUUUUUGUAAUUGCAUUUUGUCCCAAGGAUGAAAAUAAAAAUCUUCCUCUCAAACUUACCUGGGUGGAGCCGUGAAGCCAGAGCGACGCCAACACUGCCUUUGGGACAGUCCUGUCCCUGCACCUCGCUCAUCAGAGGCAAAGGGAACGCAUCUGCCCACGUCUCAGCUCAGCAGAAUUUAGAAGCGUCUUAACUUCAGUUCCACGUCGACCGCAUUAUGAAAAUUGCAGUGAGAUUUGUUUUUCUGUCUUCACAGAUUUCCCCACGUUUCCUUUUUUUUUUUUUAAUCCUGUGUGCCACUUGUUGACGGAGAUUUUUUUCUUCUUUUAUCAUAUCAUGGUAACAACACAAGAUUCAGGACUAUCCAUCAUGUUCAUGGAAGCUAAAUGGCCUAAGAACUUUUGGUUUUGUUUUCUUGGCAUCCCGGGCUUGCUCCUGGCUCUGUGCUCAGGAAUCACUCCUAGUAAGGCUGUUCGCUCCCAACCCAUGUGUGCCUUCAACCCAGGACAGUGGGUGCCUUACCCCAGGGCUGUCUCUGACCACCAGGCUCAGAGCUGAUACUGGCUAACUGACUCCCCCUCACCUCCCCCCUACUGGUUUAAUAACACAAUUCAACGAAGGGCAAUUAUGUCAGAUUUCCUGAGUAUACCAUUUCACCAGGUGAAAAUACACAUUACCUACAGUUUACUUGCACUAUUCCUUUCAUUAUCAAGCUUUUCUUUUCAUUGAAAAAAAAGAGAUGUGUUUAAAUAUGCAUGGGCUUUUAAAACAUUUUUUUAAAAGCUGAGAAUAUCCGUGAUAAAUUGCAGAAUAUUUUGCAGAGCUUUCUUUUGAAAAGCAACCUUUGUGCCUGUCUCUAUGUAAAGCAUUGUAUAAGGGACUUGAAUUGCGACCUCACUUUUUUUUUAAAAUGCAUUUGUGUCUGGAGAUCAAAAGGGGUAG